This is a messenger RNA of Thunnus maccoyii (southern bluefin tuna), 2128 nucleotides long. Its product is annotated as trace amine-associated receptor 13c-like. The transcript has a single exon. Gene Ontology annotation, cellular component: membrane. The coding region runs from base 395 to 1381 and encodes 328 amino acids. Gene Ontology annotation, molecular function: trace-amine receptor activity. The record is from RefSeq and is a predicted model, not a curated record. Gene Ontology annotation, biological process: G protein-coupled receptor signaling pathway. Lineage: Eukaryota; Metazoa; Chordata; Actinopteri; Scombriformes; Scombridae.
AACUAAUCAAUUAAUCAACUAAUUGUUGCAGCUCUAUUGUUAACACAUUUCUGAUAUUUGGAGUUUGGCUAAGAUGCUCCGCAAGUGGUUGAACUGUCUUUUAAGUGGGUCUUCUUUGUGAUGAAUUGAAGAGCUAAUUAAAAGUUAAAGAAAUCAAAGCCAAUACACACCAGUUAUUAAUAUAAAUAUUAACUCUAUGUGUAAAUAAAAAUAAAGAUAAAGAAGGAAAAAUGGAGGAAGUGAUGAAGAUAAUGAGGGAAAAGAGGUGACAUCAUUCUCCUAGGUUUCUUGGGAAAAUGUGAGGGUUGGUGUUAGAGGCAGAUAAAUUAACUGUCAGGUACUGAGUUUAACCACUUCUCUUGCCCCCACCUCAUCUGUGCAUCCCUCCUCCGUGAUGGAUGGCACUUGGGGCCCCCCGCUCUGCUUCCCUGACUUCAACUCCUCCUGCAGGCGUCUGCUCCUACCCCAUUUUGAGUCUGCACUCCUCUACACCCUGCUGGCCUUCGUCUCUCUGCUCACUGUCACACUCAACCUUCUCGUCAUCAUCUCCAUCUCCCACUUCCAGCAGCUCCAAACCCCGACUAACACCCUGCUUCUGUCUCUGGCCGUGUCCGACCUGGUGGUGGGGCUGCUGGUGAUGCCUAUUGAAGGCCUGCGCUACAUAGAGAGGUGUUGGAUGCUGGGGAGGCUGAUGUGUGCUCUGACUCCUUAUGUCUCUUACUGUAUGCUCUCUGCCUCUUUGGGCCACAUGGUGCUCAUAUCCAUAGACCGCUAUCUUGCUAUCUGUGACCCACUGCUCUAUUCCUCUAAAGUCACCCUGAACAGAGUUAAAAUUUCAAUCUGUCUGUGUUGGGCUUGUUCUCUUCUGUACAAUGGGUGUAUUCUGAUGGGACAUUUAGGGCGGCCGGACAGGUUCAGCUCCUGCCACGGCGAGUGUGUGGUAGUCAUCAGCCACAUCUCAGGCACACUAGACCUCUUCUUCUCCUUUGUUGGGCCCUGUACUGUCAUGGUUGUGCUGUAUAUGAGGGUGUUUGUAGUUGCUGUUUCUCAGAUGAGAGUCAUUCAGUCACAGACUGCUGCCACUAAGAUGAGAGCGGCUCCGACUGCUAAAAGAUCAGAGAGGAAGGCAGCCAGGACUCUUGGCAUUGUGAUAACUGUGUUUCUCAUGUGCUUCUGCCCGUAUUACUACCCAGCUCUGGUAGGUCAAGACACCUCCACUAGCUUGUCAUACUUUGGUGUGUUGUCCUGGGUCAUGUUGAUGAACUCCUGUGUGAACCCUCUGAUCUACGCUCUGUUCUACCCCUGGUUUAGAAAAGCUAUCAAACUCAUCCUAACACUCAGAAUACUGCAGCCUCACUCUCAGGAGGCCAAGAUCCUGUAGACAGGACUGAAAUCAUCUGUGUUUAGUCAUUUUUCAGUGUUUUGGAAACACAUUCUCACCUCUCUGUGUGCGCGCUCUCUGACGUGUAUGACAAAGAUUAAAGUGACAAUGGAUUUUAUCUUCACAAUUUAGCCAUCCAGAUCCAGAUUUCAUCUCUACACUCUCAGUGUAAAAUGUGUUGCUUUUGUCUUUAUCUCACUGUCAUAAGGACCGAAAAAUCAUAGAAAAGCACAAUAGUGAAUCAUUGUUCACUUGUUUCUACAUAUACAGUGUAGUCAGGAAGUAAUUUGGCUGAGCACUGAUGUGCACAAUUACUCACUUUAGGGUAUUAAAUCCAUCAUUUUCCUGCUGCCUUGUUCCAAAAUAAAAAGGCUAUGAUUCCCACAUUGUUUAUUCAUUAUCUAUGAAUACAUUAUUAGUCAGUCAACAGAAUGGUUAUAUGUGAUUACUUAGUUUUGAUUAAUAUGAGUACAGACAUGAUGUACAAAACCAUAGGCAUAUCUAAAAUGUUUUUAAAAUAAUGCAUGAUAAUACAUUUGGAUAUACUAACUUAUAUAAUAGGUUUAUAUAUUCUAAUCAAACAUACUAGACAGUAGGCUUGUUUCUCCUCAGUGGCCUUGCUGACCUUGUUAGUUUCUUUGCUUUCCUACCACUUUAUAUUGAGCAUAAUUUCAAGAUAAAUGCUUUAAAGUGGUUUGCACUUCCACUAUCACUAUUAUUCAUCAUUUAAUUGUAAGCUUUUCAAGA